AUGGAACAACCCCCUCUAGUGUCAGCCAUCCCGUAUACGUUUCUUGAAAGUGUCCAGCAGCCCACUCAGCUACGAUACGGCCAGAAUAUGUCUACGAUCUUGACAGUCCUUAGGCAGAUGGAAGCCAUCAAAAUGGUCAAAAUAUCCAAGGGGUUGGAGGCAUUGAGGGAUGAUCUGGAACUGGAGAAGGAAAUAGCAGUCAAUUUGGCGGACAAACCAAGGAAGAGGGGAGAACAAUUGGUAGUGAUACUAGUCUUCUCCACUCUGACCCUUUUCAACUGCAACACAGCCUGUCCCACUACCUGCGUGUGUUCUCCUACCAACAUCGUUGAGUGCAGGGGUGAUACCAUCAUCGAUACACCAAAGCAACUGCCUAAUCAGAUGCAUACACUCCGAUUGAGCAUGACAAACAUGAACGUCAUUGGUGAGCAGAGUCUUGAGAAAAAGGAGCUGAUGUUUCAUUUUAGUUUAACUUUUAGCCAGCUCCACACAAUCCAUCCCCGGGCUUUCUACGCCGCACCCCAGCUGACAUCCGUUGAGCUAUCAUACAACAACCUUGCCUCACUUCCUGAAGGAGUUUUUAGACCGCUUAUCGUUCUGGAGCAUCUCCAUUUAAAUAGGAACCACCUGGAGACCAUUACUGCCGACAUGUUUGAAGGACUUGCUAAAUUGAAGGACCUAGACUUGAGUUACAAUAAAUUUUCUAUUAUUCCUCCAGGAACUUUCAGUAAGCUGAUAAACCUCGAAGCCCUGAACAUAGGCAAAAACCGCUUCAGAACACUUCCACCCACUAUCUUUCACUCUUUGAGCAAACUUGAAAGGCUCAGCAUUUAUAAAAACCAAUUGGAGAGUUUAGAACCUGAGCUGUUUACUAGACUAGUCAACUUAAAGUAUCUACAUAUCUACUCCAACAAGUUAACCGCUAUUCCUCCAGAGGUGUUUUGGAAACUAGUAAAUUUGGAGAAUCUGACCUUGUCUUCAAACCAACUUACAUUUUUGCCCGAGAGAAGCUUCUAUAACAUGCCGAAAAUGAUUAAACUAACCCUUUACAAAAAUCCACUCUUAUCGCUACCGGUUGAGCUGAUGGGACAUAUGCCUGAAAUGCCUGAAUUUCUCCUGUAUGAAACUAACCUUACCACAGUGCCUGGAAAUCUCUUUGCCAACAUGACUGGGCUGGAGGUCCUAAAAUUCCAUUUUAAUGACAAGCUAAGUGAGUUACCCCCAGAUCUGUUUUGUUGUCUCCCUGAACUGCACGAGCUCUCACUGAAAUCCAACAACCUCCAGCGGCUGCUUCCGCAACACUUCUCCCGAUUAAAUAAACUGGAAACAUUAUUGCUUAAUAACAACACCCUCAACAACCUACCAAACAACAUAUUUCAGGACCUUGGACAACUUACAAUACUGGAUUUGAGAGGAAACCAGUUAAAGAUCCUUCCAGAAGAUAUCUUCAAGUCCAAUGCACUACAAGAGAUUGGUUUGAGUGACAACCCGUGGGACUGUACCUGCAGCAUCAGAGGUUUUGUAAGAUGGGUAAGACAAAACAUGCAGGUAGUUCUUGACAGUCAAAAUGUCAUGUGUCACAGUCCAAGGUACCAAAUGCUCCGCACUCUUGACUCUCUACGAGAUGAGGAGUUGAACACUUGCAGCAUUACAACAGUGACUCCAAGUUGGACCCCGACACAGGAACCAACUCAGGAGUCUUCUACGACAACUGCAUCUACUGAAGCAACCUACUCACAGGAACCUCAGACCAGUUUAAAACCAGAUGAAACUUCCACUAAGCAUGAACUUUCCUCAUACAAACCACAAAUAAGUGUCAGACCGGAUGAGACUUCCUUCACCUACGACAUUUCACCUACUUUUCACGAUGUCCUGAUAGUCGAACAGGGGCCUGAAUACGUCCACCACAACUAUCACAAUGGUUGGGUGUAUGUGUGGUUUUUGCCCUCUAACCCAGCUUUGGCAGGCUUCCUCACGUUUUCUCACAUCAUGCUUGUAGCCACAGGCAUUAUCGUCAUCCUCCUUACCAUGUAUAGUAUGCAUCUUCUCACCAAAAGAGUGAAGGAGAUAAAGGCACAGUUUGUACACAUCGAAGGGUAA
Molecule: messenger RNA, 2100 nt
Organism: Nerophis lumbriciformis (worm pipefish)
Lineage: Eukaryota; Metazoa; Chordata; Actinopteri; Syngnathiformes; Syngnathidae
Source: RefSeq, a predicted model, not a curated record